UUUCAACGUUUUUUUUAUUCGUUGGCGUGACAACACAUCGUCAUGAGUGAACAGAGUAUCUGCCAGGCGCGGGCCGCUGUCAUGGUGUACGAUGAUGCCAAUAAGAAGUGGGUCCCAGCUGGCGGCUCCACGGGCUUCAGCCGGGUCCACAUCUACCACCACACCGGUAACAACGCCUUCCGCGUGGUGGGGCGCAAGAUCCAGGACCAUCAGGUGGUGAUAAACUGUGCCAUUCCCAAGGGGCUGAAGUACAACCAGGCCACGCAGACCUUCCACCAGUGGCGUGACGCCAGGCAGGUCUACGGCCUCAACUUCGGCAGCAAGGAGGACGCCAACGUAUUCGCCAGUGCCAUGAUGCACGCCCUGGAGGUGCUCAACUCCCAGGAAACAGGCCCCACAUUGCCAAGGCAGGCCCCCCAGGUGCAGAAUGGCCCCACACCAGAGGAGCUGGACCUACAGAGAAGUCAUCACCGCCCCUGGAUGUCGCUCCUGUGCUGGGCCUUGUUCUGUCUCCCCUGUAAGCCCCCUCUGCUGAGGUGUCUGAAGGAGAGGAGAGUCAUGGCGCUGAUGGAUGUGGUCCUGGUGCCUGUGGAACACUCCGCCAUCCGUUAG
Lampris incognitus (smalleye Pacific opah) is the source of this 612-nucleotide messenger RNA. RefSeq names its product protein enabled homolog. Bases 43 to 612 code for a protein of 189 amino acids. Gene Ontology annotation, biological process: axon guidance; actin polymerization-dependent cell motility; actin polymerization or depolymerization. Gene Ontology annotation, molecular function: SH3 domain binding; profilin binding. NCBI's taxonomy places the organism in Eukaryota, Metazoa, Chordata, Actinopteri, Lampriformes, Lampridae. The record is from RefSeq and is a predicted model, not a curated record. The transcript is spliced from 5 exons.